Symbiodinium natans is the source of this 2010-nucleotide messenger RNA. NCBI's taxonomy places the organism in Eukaryota, Dinophyceae, Suessiales, Symbiodiniaceae. The record is from the annotation of a GenBank genome assembly.
AUGGAGCAGUCGCCCCUCAUUGGUGAGAGCGUGUACGCUCCCAGCUGGCCUGUGGUGCAGCCGCCGGAACCCUCCUUCUACUCCCAGGGCUGCUGCCGAACCUGCUUAAACAUCCCCGGUGCCUUCGGCUGUGGAGGUUGCCGCAUUUGCUGCUACUCGAUCUUGGCCUUGCCGCUCUUCGUCUUGCUGUUGGGGCUGUAUCCCGUUUUGGCGGCACUAGUGCUGGUGCUUCUGGUCUUGCUUGGGCUGCCCAUCAGCUAUGCCAUCAUCUACCUUCUCUGCCUAAACCCGCCGCCGGAAUUGGCCUGGAAGUUUGCGAAGCUCACCCAGCUGCUCCGACUUACUUUCUACCAGUUUCCGAAGCCCUCCGAGUGGAGAGUGGAUCAGCUCGCACCCAAGGGAAUUCUGCAGACGGGGCUCUUGCAGUACGCCAUCGCGAUCCGAGUUCCCUUCCUCCAGCAGGAUGAGCUCUAUGCCGGUGGGCUCUUUGAGCGAAUCCUGCGUUCCGCCCCAUCGCCAGAGUUUGUGACUUCCGGCAUCUUCAGCACGCUACCUCAGAAGAAGCUCAAGGAGAUGUCCCUGUUCAGGGAGGGGGAGAACCCCGUGGAGUAUGUCAUGAACGUGGUGCAAGACAUCUACCCACGCAUCAUCCAAGAGUGGACCGACAAGACUUCAGACCGUGCUCUGACUCACCUGUGCCUACAUGGUCUUGGUGCUCAUCGUUUAGAGCGAGCCGACAGCCGGGCUCACCCUGGCUGCAGCUAUGUGGUGCGCACCAAUCAGCUGUCGACCCUUCCGGUGCGUGAGGGAUAUGAGACAUAUGGUAACGACGCCUACUUCGACCAGGAUUUCCGUGCGGUGAAGAUUGUGCGCUUUGAGAACGGGGAGGUUUGGGAGGACCAGAAGGUCACGACCUUCCUCGCAGAUGGCUCUCGGGAUUGGGAGUAUGCGAAGUUUUGCUUCCGGUGCUCGCUCUUCACCUUGGUGACUCUGGUGGACCAUCUGUACGGGGUCCAUUUGCAGCUUGCAAAUAUUGGGGUGCAGGCUAUGAGGGAGCAAUUGUCCGUGGACCAUCCGGUCAGGCGAUUCUUGGUGCCUUUCUCUUAUGGGAGCAUCAAUAUCAAUGACUUGGCUCGAACGACCUUGGUGACCCGGGACUCCUGGUUGCCUCGUGCAGUGGCGCUGGACGAUGAAGGCUUGCAGUUGGCUUGGGCUUCGGCUUUCCAGAUCCUACCGCCGGACUACAUCAUCACCGAGAGCGACCCCAUCAAGAUGCUGGAGUUCAUCUUCGACCGCGAGGCGCAGAUCGAGAAGAAGCGGAGCCAGGGCCUCUUCACGGCCUACUACAAGCAAGCCUUGCAGUACUGGAAGAUCUUGCAUGGCUUCGUGUCACGCUACCUGGACCACUACUACGGCACAGGGGCCAAGGGGGAUUUGGCCAUGGCGGCAGAUCAGGAGCUGAGGCUCUUCAUGCUGCAGGUCGUCAACCUGGUCCAAACCCUCGCAAGCCCCUUGAGCGGGCACCAUGUGAAUGAGAUCUGGCCCUCUCUCAGCGACUCACGGAAGCGUGGGAUCAUGACGAACUUCAUCGCGCGCUUCUGCGAGCUCGCCACGGCAGGGCAUGAGCAGGUGGGUGGCGUGCAAGCCUACGCCCAAGAUCCUUCCUUCUGCUCCUUCAGCUGGCCCAAGACGCUUCGAAGGGAAGGUGUUCUUGCGGCGCCCAAGGAGGUCGGUGUGGGCGUUGCCUUGAUCAUGGCCCUGACCAGUACACCCAUGCCAAGGCUCCUGGUAAGGGAGCCCACGGAUGACUGGUCACAUCUCUUCCCGGCACCAUCGGAAUCAGAUCGGUCUCGGGUCCACGCGAUCUUCCAACGAUUCCAAUCAGAGCUUCAGACCUUCUCCGAGGAGUGCGAUGACUACAAUGCCGAAGCGAAGAACAGAACCUUCCCAAAUGACUUUGGGAUCUGGGUCUUCAACCCCAAGUACCUGGAGACCAGCGUCUCGAUAUGA